AUGUCGCCCGAAGCCCCGUCCGCUCCGCCUGCUUCGGACCCCGUCGCUCCGGCGUCGGUGGACUUGUCCGUCACGCUCGGUCGCCUACGGCUGCCGAACCCCGUGCUGGUCGCCUCGGGGACGUUCGGCUACGCCCGGGAACUGGCGUCGCUCGUGGACGUCUCACGGCUCGGCGGCAUCCUGCCGAAGACCGUCACCGCCACGCCGCGGCAAGGGAACGCCCCGUGGCGCACCGUCGAGACGACCGGCGGGAUGCUCAACGCCAUCGGCCUCGAUAACGACGGCGUUGACGCGUUCAUCGAGUGCCACCUGCCUUAUCUGGCAUCGGUUGGCACGCCGAUCAUCGUCAGCGUGGCCGGCAAGGCGCGCGACGAGUUCGUCGAACUGGUCCGCAAAUUCGACGCUGUCGAUAGCGCGCUACGGCCCGCGGCGAUCGAGCUGAACGUCUCGUGCCCGAACGUGUCGGGGGGCGUCGACUUCGGCAGCGACCCGGCCCUCUGCGAGGCCGUGGUGCGCGAGUGCGUCGCCGCGACCGACCUGCCGAUCAUCGCGAAGCUGACGCCCAACGUGACGAGCAUCGCCACGAUGGCCCGCGCCGCCGAGGCGGGCGGCGCCGACGCCCUGAGCCUGAUCAACACAGUGCUCGGCAUGGCGGUCGAUUGGCGCAAACGCAAGCCGCUGCUCGCCAACACGGUCGGCGGCCUCAGCGGCCCGGCGAUCAAGCCGAUCGCCCUCCGCUGCGUCUGGCAAGCCAGCCAAGCGGUCCAAACCCCAAUCAUCGGCGUCGGCGGCGUCGCCAGCAUCAACGACGUGAUGGAGUUCCUCGUCACCGGCGCGUCGGCCGUGCAGCUCGGCACCGUGAACUUCUACCGCCCCCAAGCGUCGAUAGAAGUGCUAGAGGCGCUACCGGCGGCGCUAGGAGAGUUAGGCGCGACGAGCGUUAGCGAAGUCGUUGGAACUUUAUGUCUUAAGAUUUAG
Molecule: messenger RNA, 978 nt
Organism: Symbiodinium sp. CCMP2456
Lineage: Eukaryota; Dinophyceae; Suessiales; Symbiodiniaceae
Source: the annotation of a GenBank genome assembly